UGGCAGUUUCUAAAUAUGGGGUUGAGGCAAGGUGGCUUUGGAUUGGUGUUUAUGCUUGCGUUUAGCUUGUGUGAAGCACAGUGGCAAGGAAGGUCAGUACAUAAUCAGUACCUAUUUGGGCAAAAGCCAUUAGCACAAGAUUCUCAAUGGGUUGAAUCCAGGGUUUCUCAGAGAUAUGAACCCAGCCAUCUUUUUUUUGCACCACAUAGGUUUCCUGCUCAGUUUCCUGUCCAGACACUAGCCAAGGCUGGCUUUGGAAAGCCUUCUCAAGAUCUUUUGGGUGUUCAGUCAAAAGAGCUGUUGCAGGGUCCAGUGGCAAAACUGACGUGGAGCUUUCCAAGUCUACCAGAGGAACCACAGCAGCCAGACAUUCCCUUCGAGCUGCCGCAUCCUAUCCCUCCCAACAGUGUAGCGGCUCAGUGUGGAGAGAAUUCAUUAUAUGUGGAAGUGAAGGAGGACUUCUUUGGGACUGGGAAGCCACUGAUGUUCUCAGCUUUUACACUGGGAGGCUGUGCUGCAACUGGAGAGGAUCCUUCUGCUCAAGUGCUCAUUUUUGAGUCUGAACUGCAUGGAUGUGGCAGCACAUCAGCUGUGACUGAGGAUGAGCUUGUCUAUAUGUUCAACCUUAUCUACACCCCACAAGAGGCUUCCUAUGGUGUUCCUAUUGUCAGGAGCAGUGGUGCGGUAGUUGGUAUUGAGUGUCACUAUCCAAGAGUGCAUAAUGUGAGCAGCAAUGCCUUAUUACCCACUUGGGUCCCAUAUGCCGCUAUUAUAGUUGCAGAGGAACUUUUGGUCUUCUCCCUCAAGCUCAUGACUGAUGACUGGAGAUUUGAGAGACCUUCUAACCAGUACUUCCUGGGUGAUUUCAUUAACAUUGAGGCUUCAGUGAGGCCGUACAACCACGUUCCCCUCCGUGUGUUUGUGGACAGCUGUGUGGCUACUUCAAUCCCUGAUACCAGUGCUGUACCCAGAUACUCCUUUAUUGAGAAUAAUGGGUGCCUUGUUGAUGCAAAGCUUACAGGCUCCAGCUCUCGCUUUAUGCCCCGAACUCAAAUUGACAAGCUGCAAUUUCAGUUGGAGGCGUUCAGAUUCCAGCAAGAGACUAGUGGAUUUGUCUACAUCACUUGUGUUCUCAAGGUGGCUGCAGCAUCCAACCCUACUAAUGUUGAACAGAAAGCUUGCUCUUUGUCUGCUAAUGGGUGGGUUGCUGCUGAUGAGGAUGAUCAGGUGUGUGGCUGCUGUGAUGCAACCUGUGGCACUAGGAGUGGAAGUGAUCCGCUUCUUAAAGAUCGGCGGUGGGAGAUGGCAUCUGUUGGACCCAUCAGAGUCAAGGACUAUGGUUUUGGUCCGGUGUAGUGUAAUAACUGCAGAAUGACAAAAUAAAGUCAUGUUGGUCAUA
Megalobrama amblycephala (Wuchang bream) is the source of this 1399-nucleotide messenger RNA. RefSeq names its product zona pellucida sperm-binding protein 3-like. The transcript is spliced from 8 exons. Gene Ontology annotation, molecular function: acrosin binding. The record is from RefSeq and is a predicted model, not a curated record. Gene Ontology annotation, cellular component: extracellular matrix. Gene Ontology annotation, biological process: binding of sperm to zona pellucida; egg coat formation; positive regulation of acrosome reaction. The coding region runs from base 16 to 1356 and encodes 446 amino acids. Lineage: Eukaryota; Metazoa; Chordata; Actinopteri; Cypriniformes; Xenocyprididae.